This is a messenger RNA of Penicillium soppii, 1161 nucleotides long. RefSeq lists its product as uncharacterized. Gene Ontology annotation, cellular component: membrane. The record is from RefSeq and is a predicted model, not a curated record. NCBI's taxonomy places the organism in Eukaryota, Fungi, Ascomycota, Eurotiomycetes, Eurotiales, Aspergillaceae. The transcript is spliced from 6 exons. The annotation marks the transcript as partial.
GGUGGUAGUAGCAAGCAGCAAUCACCGAAAGUGUCAACACCAGAUCUAUCUUUUAUAUUGCCGGAGGCAGAGCGAUGGAACCUUCCCCAGUCAAACACCUUCAAGAUACUAGCAAUGUUCUGGAGUUUCCUGGUGAUGGGGCUCAAUGAUGCUGCGUAUGGGCCUUUGAUACCAUGUGGAAGCCUAAGAUAUAUUCACGGUCCAUUCAAAGUGCACGCUAAGAUUAUAGCUUCAGUCUUAAUUUCACCUCACCUAUAUCAGUGUGUCCCUGGUCUUUUUCGUACACAUCGCUGGCUAAAUUUGCUCCGCAUUGCUCAACUACAAAACACAUACCAGGCUUGGCCAUUGUGGGGGUGGCUCUUGGUGAUUUCGUCCGUUUUUGCUGGAUUUGGAAUGGGGUUGGGAAGCGGCAUGAAAUGCCUGGAUUGGAAUUUGGCCAAUGCAAAGCAGUUAUGGGACUACUGCAUGCUUUCUACAGUCAAAACAUUGAGCUCGCUUAUUGGCUGUACUACCAUUGAACUAGGCUCCUGCAUCACUGUAUUCUGGGACUCUUCUUCAUUUACUUUGAAGAGUCAACUGCCCGAUGAAGACAUCAAACCUGGGGGUUUGCGCCAGGUCGUUCUCCAAAAACGCAAUGCUCGGACCACAUGGAUCUGCGCUUUUUUUCCAUCUCGGAUACAUGGGCAUCGAAUUAGCAUUGGGAGGAUGGAUUUGACUUUUAUGAUGCGAGGCAUGGCCGCUACGAGUUUUUGGCUGAGAAUUACCGUUGAACGAAUAUUCUUGGGCUUUGUGACGCCUCGAACAGGAGAGAAGCUUAGCAUCAUCGUAUGCUCGAUCUUCUGGCUGGUGCCAAACUUUUCUUCCGCGGUUGCCGUAUUUAUACAAGGGACAUUCCUACGACCGUUUAUGCCGGUAGUUAUGUUGGCUGCCACGAAGUUUUUCCCGCCUGACCUUCAUAUCAGUGGGAUUGGCUUCCUUGUAGCAUUUGGAGCUAGCAGUUCUACAAUCCUCCCUUUUGCAGUUGGGGCCAUUCCACAGGCGUGGAGGGUGCAGGUCAUGCAGCCACUGAUAAUUGGAGUUUCAGGGGGAAUCAUGCUGUUGUGGUUGGGUCUGCUGCGGGUACCCCAGAAGAUUGAGCAUGAAGCCAAUCCGUGUUCCUGA